This is a messenger RNA of Terrapene triunguis (Three-toed box turtle), 1548 nucleotides long. Its product is annotated as SCO-spondin-like. Gene Ontology annotation, molecular function: protein binding. The record is from RefSeq and is a predicted model, not a curated record. The annotation marks the transcript as partial. NCBI's taxonomy places the organism in Eukaryota, Metazoa, Chordata, Testudines, Emydidae. The transcript has 10 exons.
GUGUGUAACGGGCUGGCGGAUUGCGCAGAUGGCAGCGAGGCCUCGGGCUGGCUGCCCUCGGACGAGCGGGACUGCGGGCUCUGGAGCCCCUGGGCCCCCUGGAGCACCUGCAGCCGGUCCUGUGGGACGGGCCUGCAGAUCCGCAGGCGGGUCUGCACCAGACGGGCCAACGACGUCCUGCGCCACUGCCACGGCGAGGAGACGCAAGCCCAGCAGUGCUUCGCCCUGGCCUGCCCAGUGGACGGUGCCUGGAGCGAGUGGGUGACGUGGGCGAACUGCACCCAGGACUGCCGCGGGGUGGUGGUGCGGCGCCGGGAGUGCAUCGCGCCCCGGAACGGGGGCCGGCACUGCUCCGAGCUGCCCGGAGCCUCGCCCAGCACGCUGGAGAUCAAGCCCUGCCAGCUGGAAGGCUGCCUCAAUGCCACUGCCUGCCCCGCAGGCCUGGCGCGCAGGCUGUGUGCCCCGUGCCCCAUGUCCUGUGCCGAUCUGGCCAGCAAGGGCAAGUGCAAGAGGGACAGGCCCUGCAGCCCAGGCUGCUGGUGCCCGGAGGGGCUGGUGCUGGACAGCGAGCAGCAGUGUGUGCGCCCCCGGGAGUGCCCGUGCCUGGUGGAGGGUGUGCGCCACUGGCCCGGCCAGCUGGUGAAGGUGAACUGCCGCAUCUGCGCCUGCCAGGACGGGCAGAUGAAGCGGUGCCGGCAGAACCCCGAGUGCACUGUUAACUGCGGCUGGUCGGCCUGGUCUCCCUGGGGCGAGUGCCUGGGCCCGUGCGGUGUGCAGAGCAUCCAGUGGUCCUUCCGCAGCCCCAACAACCCCAGCAAGCAUGGCAACGGGCGCCAGUGCCGGGGCAUCUACCGCAAGGCGCGCAGGUGCCAGACAGAUCCGUGCGAGGAGUGCGAGCACCACGGCCGGUCGCACCCCAUUGGCGACCGCUGGCGAUCGGGGCAGUGCCAGGUGUGCCAAUGCCUGCCCAACCUGACGGUGCAGUGCUCCCAGUACUGCCCCUACAGCACCGUGGGGUGCCCAGAGGGGCGGGCGCUGGUGGAGGGCAGGGGUGAGGCCUGCUGCUACUGCGCUGAAGCGGGUGAGAACAGGACCAGCACGCCUGCUGUCCAGACGGCGGGGGCCCCGGGCACCACCCUGGCCAGCCCGGCUGCCUCCACCAGCCCUCCUCUCGUCACCUUCCCGCUGCCCCCUCUCGGAGACCGGUGCUACGGCCCCCUGGGCUUGGCCUCCUUACCGGACAGCUGCUUCACAGCCUCCUCCCAGCAGCCGGAGAACCCUGCCCACGCCGGGCGCCUCAACCACGUGCUCCCGGGCUCGGACCUACAGGGCUGGGGGCCCCAGGCAGAGGUGUACCACGAGCUUCUCUCCAAGCCGCCCUACCUGCAGGUGGAUCUGCUGGAGCCCAGGAACCUCACAGGGGUGGUGGUGCAGGGGGCAGGCUCCUCGGACGCCUACGUUACCAACUUCCUCCUGCAGUUCAGCACGGACGGGCUGAGGUGGCACGAGUACCGGGAGGUCUCUGCGGACGCCCAGCCGGAGCCCAAG